This is a messenger RNA of Callorhinchus milii (elephant shark), 4519 nucleotides long. It is a transcript of the gene grid2ipb, whose product is annotated as glutamate receptor, ionotropic, delta 2 (Grid2) interacting protein, b. The coding region runs from base 23 to 3790 and encodes 1255 amino acids. The record is from RefSeq and is a predicted model, not a curated record. Gene Ontology annotation, molecular function: protein binding. Lineage: Eukaryota; Metazoa; Chordata; Chondrichthyes; Chimaeriformes; Callorhinchidae. The transcript has 22 exons.
UCUAUGGUUCUAAUCUUCUGCUAUGUCUCCUCUCCUCCCAGUUGCCACAAUGCCACUGGACAACCAAGGCUGGCCGGAGGCGUUUGGGUUCCGGAUCGGAGGGAAAGGACCGAGUUACAUCCUGAGUGUGCAGGAGGGAGGCAGCGCCCACCUGGCCGGGCUGCAGCCGGGGGACCAGGUGCUGGAGAUCGAGGGCGAGGACGUGUCGUGGCUGAGCUGUGAGGUGCUGAGCAGCCUGGCCAGGCGCUGCCACAAUGUGCCCCCCAGUAUCGGGGUGGUGUCCCGCAUCGAGCAGGUGGACCUGCUGCCCACUCUGGAGGGCAAGUUCGGCAUCACCCUGAACGGUGGGAACCCCUUACAGAUAGCUGACUGCGUGCCCGGCUCCCCCGCGGCCGAGGGCGGGCUGCAGAGCGGGGACCUUGUCCUCGAGGUCAACCAGGUCCCGGUCAAGCACUCCGAGGUGGCCGCGGCCAUGAUAAAAGCCAACCACGGCCGCCCGCUGCAACUUGGCGUCCUGUGCUUUGGAAGGUUCCGGAACCAGGACUCAGACAGCAGCGACAUCCGCGAGUACGUCCAGAACACAGAGGCUGUGCAUCAGGAGCGCAAGAGCAAAGCUUUGGAAUUCAGCAGGAAGAUGGACGAGGUGUUGGGGGAGCAGCCGGCGGUCAGGGAGCAGCUGCUGACGGUGCUGAAGCAGUACGCGGGGGAGCGCAGGGUAGAGUACUUGGCCUACGCACUCCCCAUGAUCCUCUGCUCUGAGGAGCAGCGCCAACUCAUACAGGACAUCAGGAUCUUCAUCCCCAAGAAGCAUCGACAGCGGUUUGACGAGGUGGUGUCCCAGAGCCUGAUCAGCAAGGUGUGCAGCAAGACCCGAAUCCAGCACAACAGCCGACUGCGGCGGAGCCGGAGUGAGGACCACCAGGAGCGGCUGUUGGUGUCCACGAGGGCCAGCUCGGCCCCCCAGGCCCCCGACCCCCCGUGCAGCAUCCGCAAAACCGUAUCCAUCCCCAGCGGCAGCAUCCGCUCAGCUCCUCCCCACAGAACGAUACGAGUUUACAAAGGGCACAAAAGUUUCGGGUUCACACUGCGAGGCCAUGGGCCCGUCUGGAUCGAGUCCAUUAUUCCAGGUAGCCCAGCUGAAAAAGCUGGACUGAAACCAGGGGAUCGGAUCCUUUUUCUGAAUGGCCUGGACAUGAGAAACUGCUCCCAUGAGAAGGUUGUUGCCAUGUUACAGGGCAGUGGGGCGAUGCCCACGCUGGUGGUGGAGGAGGGGCUGUUUAACGUGCCUGUCGAGCGGGAGCGAGCGGAGUCGCCGGGUGGCUCCUCUCUGACGUCGCUGCAGUGGGUGGUGGAGAUCCUCCCGGCCAGCAUCAAGUUCCAGGGACGAAGCUUCAGCCAACAGCUCGAGCACCUGCUCACCCCACCCGAGCGCUACACGGUCUGCCGCGCACUCGAGGCCUUCUUCCAGCACAGGAACAUUGACACGCUGAUUGUGGAUGUGUACCCGGUGCUGGACACGCCAGCCAAGCAGGUGAUCUGGCAUUUCAUUUACCAGCUGCUGACGUACGAGGAGCAGGAACUGUGUCACCAGAAGAUUGCUCGCUUCCUGGGCUACAAGACAGCCACUGAACCCGGAGACGCAGAGCCACCGGCUGAGGCCACUCACCGCGAUUCCAUCAGAACCUCAUCGUAUCGCAGCAGUGUCCGGCUCCGGCCAAGCGAAGGUGCUGGAGACGCUGCGGACACGUACCAGCUCCUGGCCCCAGGGGAGCGACAGGCCGGCGACGGCACCUCCCUCCCUGAGACCCCCAACAUCAAAAAGGUAUCUCCAAUCUACGCUGAGAUAGAGACCAGAAGAACCUCAGUCACCAGCUACCCGGGGAAGGGACUGAACCCACCCCUCAGCAGGAGCUCUCCAGUGGCUGAGCCCCCCAACCUCGCAGGGAUGAGGCCGACACCGUUCCUGUGGCAGUCGGAGCCGGUCGCGGUGCCCCCGUGUCCCUGUCACCCUCAGGGCAGCCCCUCUCCCAGCAGCUCGGACUCACACGCCUACGCUAGCCUGGACGGCAGCCCGGACCCCUCGCCCCAAGCCACGGCCCCCGCCAGCCCUCCCACCCGCCGCAGCAAGCUCUUCACCUUCUCGCGGCCUCCCCGCAGCCGCGACACUGACCGCUUCCUGGACGCCCUGAGUGAGCAGCUCGGCCGGAGAAUCACCGUCCUCGACGACUUCAUGAGGCCAGAGAACGACUAUGAGGAGAUGAGCUUCCCGGACGAGUCUGGCCCCUACGCGGCGAGUGAGCCGAGCAGCGGGAGCGAGGGCACGAGCGGUAGCGAGGACGGCAGCUCCCUCACCUACUCCUCUUGCUCGGACCCCAUCCCCCCUCCCCCCCAGAGCCCCCCGCCCCCGCCCCCCAUUCAGUUCCACGACCCCAAACCCGUCACGUUAAUCUCUGACCUGAAGCGAGUUCUACCGCCUCCUCCUCCGCCCCCACUGCCCCCUCCCCCAUCUUACUCCUCCUCCUCCUCGCACCUCCCCCUGCCCCCACCCCCGCCUCCGCCCCCACUGCCUGCUGCCUCCUCCUCCGCCCCCCCGCCGCUGCAUCGUGGCUUCCAUCGCCGCAGCGAGUCCAGCCACAUGAGCGUGAAGCGUCUGCGCUGGGAGCAGGUAGAGAACUCCGAGGGCACCAUUUGGGGUCAGCUCGGUGAGGACAACGACUAUGACAAGCUGAGCGAUAUGGUCAAGUACCUGGACUUGGAGCUUCACUUUGGAACCCAGAAACCCAACAAGACCAUGUUUGCGGCUGAAUCAUUUAAGAAGAAAGACAUGGUGGAAGUGCUUUCUCGGAAAAAGGCCUAUAACACGUCCAUACUGAUCGCCCACCUGAAGCUGUCGGCCCCGGAGCUACGGGGGGUGUUGCUGACAAUGCAGAGCGAGCGCCUGGAGCCCUCACACAUCAAACAGCUGCUGCUCUACGCCCCCGACGAGGAUGAGGUCAAGAGGUUCAAACGUUUCUUGGCUGACCCCAGCAAGCUGAGCGAGCCAGACCGCUUUGCCCUGCAGAUGAUGUCAGUGCCGGAGUACAAGACACGUCUGCGCAGUUUGCAUUAUAAGAUCACGCUGCAGGAGAAGGCUGAGGAGAUCCGGGCCGGGCUGCAGUGUAUCCACACGGCCUCCCUCGAGCUUAAAAACGGCAAAAAGCUGGCCAAGAUCCUGGAGUUCGUGCUGGCGAUGGGAAAUUACCUGAACAACGGGCAGCCCAAGAGCUCCAAAACCACUGGUUUCAAGAUCAAUUUCCUGACCGAGUUGGACACUACGAAGACAGUGGAUGGCAAGUCCACUUUCCUGCACAUUUUGGCCAAGUCACUGAGGCAGCAUUUCCCCGAACUCCUCACAUUCGCCAUCGAGAUCCCCACCGUACCCCUUGCAGCCAAAGUGAAUCAGAGAACCAUCACAGCCGACAUCAAUGACAUCCACAGCACGAGGAAGGAGAUCCAGGCGGCGUGCGCGAGUAUGCCCAGCAUAGAGGAGGACCGCUUUGCCGACGUCAUGACUGCCUUCCUGGCCGAGUCGCAGCCGCUGCUGAUGGCGCUGGACUCGCUGCAGCAACGGGCCGUGGAGGAGUUCAGCCGCGUCUCCGCCUUCUUCGGGGAAGAUUCGAAAGCCACGAUGAGCGAAGCUUUCUUUGGCAUCUUCGCUGAAUUCAUGACAAAGUUUGAGCGAGCACGUACUGAGACGGCGGCGUGUGAGACGCAGCGCAGCCCCCGGGUGGCCUCCCCACUCGCCUGGUGAUGCCGAGUGAGGACCUGGCACAGCAGCCACCGGCACCGUGAGUGACACGGCAACUCUGCCCUGAAGCCAACUCGCAGGCUCGUCCCUCUUCUUGUAAUAAAUACGCAACACAUAGGCUUCCCCUCUCCUGCUCUUACUCCCCCUCCUCACCCCCCCCACCCCACCGCCCCACCGACCUGCUCACUUCCUAACAGCUUCUGGCAGCCUGUUACAUGCCCCCCUCCCAUUGCCAGUUUUUUAAACGACUUUCCUGGUGUUGGUUGCUGGUGAAAUGAAUUAACGUGUUUUUUUACCAUGCUCACACACGUGUGUCCCUCUUUACCCCCAUGCAUUGCUUGCUCUGCCUAUACCAAGAUGGUCGCCCUCUCCCCUCACCACCAUUAUGGACGAUAGUUUUACCAAGAUGGCGCCAUAGGAGCCCGCCUGGAGCGCCAGUGGCCUUUUGUAUGUCUGGGAGACAACCCAACAGGGUGACCACAUUCUGUAAAUCAAAUCCGGGGGCACAUACACAAAGCGUUGAACUCCCCGCAAUUGCUGAUGCUGGAUGUAUUAAUGGCUGUGAUUCUCUGACGAGUGUCUCUGUUUUAGAAUGUUAUUCUUGCUCAGUUUGUUGCUGAACUCUUGACAGGGCAAAGAUUGGCCCCAGAGACACAAUACCCUCGGGGAUGCAUGGUUACCCUCCCCUAUCCCCCUCCCAUUCCCCCACCCCUCCCCACCACACAUACACAC